GGCGGUUUCAUUGGGGAAGUUUCAUUCGUUCCAGUCUUCUUCAUAGACUUGCUGGUCAUCGCCAACGCUCAAAACUUUUCAGCGAAGAGAAAAAUGGGACUGUUGAGCACUCUGUUGGGAAUUUUUGGCUUUGCAAUCGGAACUGUCAUCGGACUCUUAGCUGGGUUUUAUUUUUUCAUCUACUCUGAGCCCCAAGAAGUCAAGGAACGUUUUUCUAGGCCACUUAAUGAACUGCAUACCGAUACUUUGCUGGAACUUCUACCUGAUAUUCCAUUAUGGGUAAAAAGCCCUGAUUAUGAGAGAGUAGACUGGUUAAACAAGUUUGUUAAAGAUAUGUGGCCUUACCUUGAUAAGGCAAUUUGUCGUACUAUAAGAAGCAUGACAAAACCUAUAUUUGCAGGGUACAUUGGAAAGUUCCAGAUACAGUCUAUUGAGUUUGAGAAACUAACUCUUGGAACCAUUCCUCCAGUUAUUAAUGGUGUAAAAGUCUAUGAGACUAAUGAGAAGGAAUUACUCAUAGAACCUGCAGUUAGAUGGGCUGGCAAUCCAAAUAUAAUUUUGGUGAUAAAGUUGUUGUCCUUUCAAAUCAAAGUUCAGUUAGUGGAUUUGCAAAUAUUUGUUUCACCACGAAUAGCUCUGAAACCUCUUGUGCCUACGUUUCCAUGUUUUGCAAAUAUUACGGUAUCACUGAUGGAGAAGCCUCAUGUAGAUUUUGGAAUGAAGAUACUAGGAGGGGACAUUAUGGCCAUACCUGGCCUUUAUCGAUAUGUUCAGGAGACUAUUAAAAAGCAAGUAGCAUACCUGUACCACUGGCCCCAAACUCUAGACAUACCCAUUCUUGAUUCUUCAACAGUGGCAAUAAAGAAGCCCGUGGGGAUAUUACAUGUGAAAGUUGUGAGGGCACAAAAGCUUUUAAAGAUGGACAUCCUUGGUACGUCAGAUCCUUAUGUUAAACUAAGCCUGACCGGAGAGAGACUACCUGCAAAGAAAACUACCAUAAAGAAGAGAAACUUAAAUCCUGUAUGGAAUGAGAAUUUCAAGCUUCUUGUGAAGGACCCUCAAUCUCAAGUUCUUCAACUACAAGUCUUCGACUGGGAUAAGGUAGGAGCCGAUGACCAGUUAGGAAUGCAGUUGAUCCACCUGAACUUGCUUACACCCAAUGAGAUGAAGGAGUUUAAUCUUGAUUUGCUGAAGAACACCAAUAUUGCUAGUGAUCCUCAUGAGAAGAAGCAAAGAGGGAAAAUAACAGUGGAGCUAACCUAUGUUCCUUUCAAAGAAGAUAGCAUUAAGUUGGAUGGCUCUAUGGAUAAAACAUACUCGAGAACAGAAAGUGGAUUUGAUAAGUUAUCUGAUGAGGAGGUUCCCAGUGGAGCAGGCUUACUCUCAGUUAUGGUUCUGGGAGCUGAGGAUGUUGAGGGGGAACAUCACAACAAUCCUUAUGCUUUAGUGCUUUUUGGAGGAGAAGUAAAGAAGACAAAGACGAUGAAGAAAACUCGCGAUCCUCUCUGGAAUGAAGAAUUUCAGUUUAUGCUUGAGGAACCUCCUUUGCAUGACAAAAUCCGUAUUGAGGUUAUGAGCAAGAAGAGAGGCAUCAGCUUCCGAUCAAAGGAAUCAUUAGGUCAUGUGGAAAUCAAUCUCAGUGAUGUUGUUCACAAUGGACGUAUCAACGAGAAAUACCAUCUUUUCAAUUCGAAGAAUGGAAUGAUACAUGUUGAGAUGACAUGGAAGACUUCUUGAGGAAUUGGAUGAACUCCUAGCAGUUUGCUUUAAGUUUUGACAACUUGAAUGAGGAUGUAUAUAUGAUAUAUUUUCAAUACUAUACCGAAACAAGGAGGGAAUGCAAUCCCUGUUGUUGUUGUUAAAGCCUUUUAGACAUUACAUUUUGUUGUAAUAAUUAGAAUUUACUUUUCUUUCUGCAUUUUCCAGAUAACAUGCUGAAAUUAAAAUUUUUCUUCUGCC
This is a messenger RNA of Rubroshorea leprosula, 1959 nucleotides long. Lineage: Eukaryota; Viridiplantae; Streptophyta; Magnoliopsida; Malvales; Dipterocarpaceae. The record is from the annotation of a GenBank genome assembly.